Molecule: messenger RNA, 3045 nt
Organism: Trypanosoma rangeli
Lineage: Eukaryota; Euglenozoa; Kinetoplastea; Trypanosomatida; Trypanosomatidae
Exons: 1
Coding region: 1-3045 (1014 amino acids)
Source: RefSeq, a predicted model, not a curated record
AUGCCUGUGGUCUUAGCUCAGUGUUUCUAUUCAACAUGGCACAUUGCAAGGCGCAGAUGCACUACAAGGGGUGAAGUGAAUCAGCUCGAAUCAUCAAAAGAUGCGGAUGCAGCAAUAGCUUCGGCAAGCAUGCCAACAAUGGGUGGAGAUAUCGACUGGGACGACACCAGUAUUCUGGAAGACAUCAGAGGCGUCUUGCAUGCGGAGCUUUCGCCAGGUAAAGGGCCUAUGCAGACGGGAAACAACAACUUCUUGCCGGUUCAUACACUUUUUCGUGCACUUGGGCCAAUGCUGAGGUUGCAGUUGCAGAAUUCCUCAUUUGGGGCGCUCGCUAGGGCGCUGAAGAGCAAGCCAAACUGGUUUGCUCUUAGUGACGAUGGCUCCCAGGUGAGACUCACGGAAGAGGCUUGGUCCUACCUCCCGAGUCACCAAGGUACAGAGGGAAUUAACGAAAGCAACGUUGCUGGCCAGCCACACCAUGAACCUCGUCCCCCGAACAUCGCCGUUGUAGGGGGCGUCACGGAAACUUCCCCUCUUGGGAAGCAAACGGGUUUUCUCACAAAGCGUUUUGUAUUGGUUCGGGGAUGCUUUAUUUCAACUCCAGUAGAUGUCUCAAAGCCACCAGUCGCCUCAACAGAGCUCGAGGCGUGGAAACUCAAUCGCCUUGUUCUCCCUCUCACCUUGCAUUUCCUUUUGGACAGGGAGCCAGUAACUUUUUUUCCAUAUGGAGAAAAACCGCAAUGUUUGUCACCCGAUUUAGCAGAGCUCGAAAAACUUUAUGUCUCGAAGGGACUUUUCCCACCCUCUGAGGUGGCUGCCGCAUUUGUGCACAUCACACCCACUUUUUUUGUGGAAACCCGCCAUGUUCUUGUGGCGAUGUCUCCAGACGUGGCUCAGCGCCUUGAACGUCUAAUCCCGAAGGAUCGUGUCGUAGAUGGUUUCUUUAAGAGGUAUCCCAUGAUUUUUAAGCUUAAGCAGGGCAGGGCUCAGAAAGCUGCGGUAAAACUCAACUUGGAUUUCAGCUUUAUUCGGGAUUAUCCUGGGUGUGGAGUAGCAGAUCGCUUGCUGCGUCGCUACAAUCAGGAGUACCGGGCGACGGUAGGCGGGGUUAUCUCUCGACCACUGCCCUCCUCUUCUGCUGAAACAGGUGCACAGGGUCGUCGUGUGGAGUCUCAUGUUGACGUUAAAAUUUUUGAGAUUCUCGUGAGAAAUUUGCCUCGGUUUCCGACGGAAGCAUCACUUUCAAGACAGGAACUUGAGGAGAAGCGUUGUGAGCCAUUUCCAUUAGUAGAGUGGAUUGAUAGCUUUUCGCAGGAGGAUUUGGAUGUAUUGAAUAGUGUCCCACAACAGCGCGUGUUAACAUUACUGACGCGUUAUUCACAUAUCUUUCAAUUGAUUUGUCGAGGCGAGGAUUCAAACUUGUUUGCAGCGCACCAGGAUCUAGAGGUGUUAAGGAACUCAAGCUACAAACGGCGCAUUCCCCAGGGUGGUGAAACUAAGGAUAAUGUUGCAUUACCUUCAAAUUCGGAGUUUCUGUGUGACUCACAGGAUACUCCUCACACGCAUACUUUGAUGGAGGGGCAGGAAGGUGCACAAAACGCUGUGACAGACACUUCUCACAUGUCGGGCGCCGAAAGACAACGACGGGAGGCGGAUAUAGCUGCGGCAGUAAGGGAUGACUUGCUUGGUAUGGAUGACAUUCUCAGCGGCAGCGCGGAGUUCGUGUCAACGCCGCCACGAGAAGGAGCAGAUACGGAGCUGAGUGACACGUUGGAUGCUGCUGGAGAUAAGAUUCAUGUCGCGGAGGGUGAGAAGGAGGGUGAUCUCUUUACAGAGAAAGAAGUUGAGGCGAAAGCGGAUGAUGGUGAUGAUGAUGAAGAGCGGACAGUGUUAGGGGAGCCUGGGAGAGAUGCCGUUAAGAAGGAUACACCGAGCCCGGUUACAUUAGCCAUCGAUGAAGAAAGUGACGGCCCGUAUAUUCCCUCUCGGUAUGAAAUUAUUUAUGUACGACGUCUUCCAAAACGAAUUGCACCACGAAGUCUGAGUGAUUACAAUGCCACCAAUUCUCCUGAGCCGGAGUUAUUGCGGCACAUUGCUUCGUUUCUUAAUCCACCUCCAUCCUUGCAGGAAGCAAAGCGGCUGAAGCUGCAGUUGGGGACGAACGCGUCUGCUGGAGCUAUCUUUUCUAGAGGAGGUAAUUCUGGUCCAUGGCGAUGGGUGCCGAUUCAGCGCAUUUACGCUUCUCUCAGUAGAGAGCAAAAACGUUUGUUAAGGCCUUUGAAAGGGCUUGUGCACUUUAUGCGGCUUCAUGGGGAGAUCUUUGAGCUAAGUAUGGACUUUUUGCAUGUUAUUGCUCAUGAUCCGGAGGGGCAGAUUCCACCGUUUGUUCCAACACAGACGGUGUUCCACAGUGAGGAUCGUGUGCUUCUUCCACAAACAUUUGAUGAUGAUGAAAAAUCAAAGGCGUCGCUGAUAGCGGAUUCGGAACGAGAUAAGUUUGAGCGUAUUCUUGGUGCCAGCCAAAUUCCAACGGAUCGUCGACAGUUGCUGCUUCUUGACCCGUUGAACCCGUUGCUACAUCAUGAGAUACUAUGUGAGGAGGUUUCUUUUUUUAUGCCUGACCACCCUGUCUCACACCAUCAGUUACUGACGCGUUUACCACCCAUUUUGAAGGCGGCACUUUCUUUACGACACAAAAACAACUUUAAGACGAGUAAGCAUUUGACGGUGUGGACGGAUGGCAACCGCAUGAUGCUACAAAAGAGUCAAUUGGCUGUACCUGAUUCGGCACGGAUGGACGAGGAAACUAUCCCAGUGGAGGACGCUAUUGAGGCGUUGCGUGAGGUGAUACCGGAUGAAGGUGUGUUGGUAGGGUAUCUGAGCCGUAUGCUCCCCUACGCCGCUAAAAGGACGUUAAAAACGCACUUUGGAAAUAUCUACAAUGCCUUGCUUGGGUAUCCACAAUACUUUUACAUUGAGAAGGUGGUAGAGGGAGGUCGAGCAAACAGUACGGUUUUUCUUGUUGAGCGGCUUCAAGAAGAAUAA